ACCCACGAUUAACGCAACCUUAACUGCCUCCAAUUCUUCGAGCCACAAGUUCGUGAAACCCGUUGUGCGCGCUGUACUGCAAUGCCCAAAAGAUCCGCGGGGUGCUUUGAGUGCAGGAAGCGAAAAGUCCGUUGCGAUGAGACCAAGCCCGAGUGCAAUACUUGUUUACGAAGAGGCACGAAAUGUCCAGGAUACAGGCCUCCGCAAUCGUUUAUUCUCCAUCAGUUCGACAACGAGACAGAGCGGCCGCAUUUGAUCAAAGAGGACGAGGAGCGCUACCGCUAUGCAUACCGAACGCCACAAGCGUUGGAGCCCACAUCUGCCCAUUCGUCGAGAAACAAUUCAUAUGGCACUCUGGUUGUUCAGGAGGAGCAGGCCCCUGCUGUCGAGCCAAAUGUGCCUAAACAGGUCAGCGUCAUAGCUGUGGAUCGCAUUCAGCACCUGGGGACUUUCAUUCGACUUUACCUACCAAGAGCUGAUGGUCCAGCUUUGCCGCCUCCAUCAGCCCUGAUGCUUGCGCUUCCAACCAUGCCAGCGAAUAGCCCGGUGCUGCUCGCUGCAAUAGAUGCACUAUCCGCUGCACAGCUUGCUGUAAAUGAUCGCGACCGUGCAUUAGUCAAUCGAUCUCGGUCAAUGUAUGGCGCAGCUCUGACCCAGAUGUUGAAGGCGAUUCAAGACCCGGUGUUGGCUGUGAAAGACGAGACCCUCCUGUCAACCUAUAUGUUGACAUUAUACGAGGUCUUUGUCGGUGUCACUCAAGGACACGGCUUCUUCUACCACGUACAAGGCCUGCUCCACCUGGUUAGACAACGUGGCCCAGCAUCCUUCACUACUCGAUUGAGCCUCCAGAUCUUCCAUGCGAUCCGCUACAACUCACUGAGUAUUGGCUACCACAUGCGCAAAGCCUCAUUACUAGACAGCCCCGAAUGGCUUACUGUGACCGCACGCUCCGCCAAAACAGACCCCUAUGUCGCUUUGAACGACAUCUGCAUUUGCAUCCCGCGGCUCCUGGAACGCACCGACAAAAUCGGCACCCCGGACUGCCCGCCAACUGAACUCGACUCCAUUAUCGAAGACUCGCAAAAGCUCGCCAACCGGGCCUUUGAAUGGCUCUCAGAUUUCGAAAAAUACGGCCCGCGCUACGACAGAGUGGACAUUGCCUCGAUGGAAGCGUUCCUCGAGUCCAUCUGCCCGGACCGCGUGUUCGACCCCGUAUUCAACUUCCACUACUUCGGUGCCGGCAUCUGCUACAUGAUCUACUGGAUGAGCAUGCUGAUCAUGCAGUCCAACACGUUCAAGCUGCUGCGCACCCACCGCGCGCUCGAGCCCAAGCAGCUCAUGAUGUGGGGCCGCCAGCUCGCGGGCUACGCUGACAGCAUCUGCAUGAGCGUGCCGUUUCACUGCCGCCCGCAGACGGGGUACACGGCCAAGUUUGGCAGUCUGACGCCGCUGGUGGUGGCAAGGAAGUUCUAUGAGAAUGCGCCUGGUAUGCAGGCCAAGGCGGAGUGGUGCGCGAAGGUGUAUGUUGUUGCGCGCGUGCCCGGGCUGUAUCAGGAGGCGCCGGUGCCGCUGGAGCCGUUCAAGGCGGUGCAGACCACGGUGCAGGCGGGGACUAAGAAGUAUAUCUAGGUGAUGUGUAAUACGGGCGCCUGGUGGCGGAGACGGUGGUGUUUCCUUGGCUGGGAGGCUGCCGGGAGUACGAAGUAGUUUGAAGGCGCAGUGCAUGCGUGUAAUCAAACAAGUCUAGUCACGCCUACCAUUACCUUCUUCUGGCCAACCUCUC
Messenger RNA from Boeremia exigua, 1783 nucleotides. RefSeq lists its product as uncharacterized. The coding region runs from base 82 to 1629 and encodes 515 amino acids. The transcript is spliced from 4 exons. Gene Ontology annotation, molecular function: zinc ion binding; DNA-binding transcription factor activity, RNA polymerase II-specific. Gene Ontology annotation, biological process: regulation of DNA-templated transcription. NCBI's taxonomy places the organism in Eukaryota, Fungi, Ascomycota, Dothideomycetes, Pleosporales, Didymellaceae. The record is from RefSeq and is a predicted model, not a curated record.